AUGAAUAGCAUUUUUUCUUUAUAUACAAAUCGUUAUAUUCCUUUUUCUUUUUAUAAAGAAAGUUAUAGUGUUUUAGAAAAUUACGAAGAAGUAGAAAACGGCCAAGGUAUUGUCUGUGAUGAUGUAAUAGUUAUUUCAUCAAGAAUUAUGAAUGGUUAUUGUAAAAUUUUACUUAUUUUAUUCAACCCGUCAUUGACAAGAUAUUUAAUUAGUUAA
Molecule: messenger RNA, 216 nt
Organism: Hepatospora eriocheir
Lineage: Eukaryota; Fungi; Microsporidia; Hepatosporidae
Source: the annotation of a GenBank genome assembly